This is a messenger RNA of Miniopterus natalensis, 1572 nucleotides long. NCBI's taxonomy places the organism in Eukaryota, Metazoa, Chordata, Mammalia, Chiroptera, Miniopteridae. The record is from RefSeq and is a predicted model, not a curated record.
AUGGGGCACAAUCCUGAAGGAGAGACCAUAGAGAGAAGACCAAGACGCUGGGGUAUUUACCGAAGGAGAUAUAACAAUGUGUCUGAACAAGUAAGUUCUGGCACUCAUCCUUCAUCCUGCCAGCAACAAGAUGGAGAUUCAGCAACAAGUGAUGCUCAAGAGGACACCCAAGUAAGAUAUGCUCCCUAUGCCAUUCCACGCCAUCACCGGAGAGCCUAUUUUCAGAAACAGAACCUAACCCAUGUUAACAUGGAGAAAGAGCAAAAUCCUCCAGAGACAAAAAUGGAGGAGAAGAGGCAGGAUGAGACCUCAGGAAGCUGGUUCAAGAUCACUAUUCCAUUCGGCAUAAAAUAUGAUGAGAAGUGGCUACUGAACUUGAUUCAGAAGCAAUGCAGCGUCCCCUUCACUCCAGUUGAAUUUCACUAUGAGGAAAUGCAAGCCCAGUUCUUUGUUGAGAAUGCCACCAUUGCCUUCGCAUUGAAGAAUGCCGAUGGCAAGAUUUGGGAUGAAGAUAAUGAGAAGAUACCUAUAAUUGUCAACCCCUCUGAUGCACCUCAGUCUGUGCAGAAGGAGCUGAAGUCAGAAAAGGAGGAGCAGAUAAAGGUGAAGUCAGCAGAGGAAUUGGGCCAGGGCAAAGGGCUGGAGCCAGAAGAGAUGAGUGCAAGCAGAAACCUGCUAUGCACCACGUUACCAGAUAAUUCAACCAACAUAAGCUCCAUCCUGGAAUUGUUCCCGAAGUUAUUAUGCCUAGAUGGCCAGGAGACAUCUCUACCAACUAAUUUGGGGAUCGGAGCCCACAAGAAGUUACCAUCCUGCCAGGGAAACUUCUUUGGAUCUGAUGCGCUGAAGAGUCUAGUCUUGCAAUUUCUGCAGCAGUAUUACUUGAUCUAUGACUCUGGAGACCGGUACUGUCUUCUCAGUGCUUAUCAUGAUGAAGCCUGCUUCUCCCUGACCAUUCCUUUCAACCCCAAGGAUCCAGCCCAAAGCAGCUUGUUUGAGUACUUCAAGGAUAAUAGGAAUAUGAAGAAGCUCAAGGACUCCAACCUGCGUUUUCAGCUGCUGAAACACACAAAACAUGACAUUGCGUGCUCCCUCUGUGUGUUGCCCAAAACUCAACAUGAUCUCACCUCCUUGGAGGUGGACAUGUGGUUCCACCUGGAAAGGAUGCUCUGCUUCUCUGUCAAUGGCGUGUUCAAGGAAGUGGAAGGAAGGUCUAGGGGUUCUGUGCGUGCCUUCACCCGGACCUUCAUCGCUACCCCUGCCAGCAAUUCCAGUCUGUGCAUCAUGAAUGAUGAGCUGUUUGUGAGGGAUGCCACCCCCAAUGAGUCUCAGAGUGUGUAUUCCAUUCAAGUGCCUACACCCACCACCAGCUCCAUGGCCACCCUUUCCCAGGAGCAGCAGGAAAUGGUGCAGGCUUUCUCUACCCAGUCUGGGAUGAGCCUCCAGUUGUCUCAGAAGUGUCUUCAUGACAACAACUAGGACUAUACCAGAGCUGCACAGGUGCUGGCUUUGCCCAAGGCCAAGUACAAGAUCCCAGAGGAGGCCCUCCCACAAGCUGAUUCUGGAUCCUGA